AUGGAGUCGGUUGUUGAGGCGGCCGCCAGUCCAAGUUAUGGAGACUGCGAUGCACCAGGCGCACCAGACAGGCUUAUGCGGAAAGCCGAGACCGUCCUAUGCUCAAGGACAGAUCGCAUCCUAUUGGUCCUGGAGCGCUGCACGGACAACCAAAAUUACCUCGCCUGCCUGCGGACUGCGGAAAUCCUAGGUGUCCAGAAUGUCUGGAUAGUUCUAUCUCCCCGCGGCAUGAAGAACGAGGCCCUGAUUGCGGCAGAUGGCUGGACAUCCGGACAUUUGCCACCACCGCCGAGUGCGUGUCGGCGCUGUUGGCGGAUGGCCGGGAAAUCUGGGCCACGGACCUGGCGCAGGCGAGACGCUAUCUUACUGCACGGCACGGCGCUGUCUCUGCCCGCUCGUUUGGCGGUGGUGAUGGGUCGUGAGGCGGACGGAGUUAGUCGGGAGAUGCUGGCUGCGGCGCACAGGCGUGUGUGUUUGCCCAUGUACGGCUUCAACGACUCCUUCAACCUGUCCGUGGCCACCUCCAUGGUGUUGCACCACCUGUUCCUGUGCUGCCCGGAGGCCCGGGGGGACCUCACCGAGGGGAGGAAGAGGGCGCUGAGGACGGAGUGGUACGGUCGUCUAGCUCGCUCUGACGCCCAGCGGUCCGAGUUCCUGUCCCGGGUGGACAGCCCCCCCCCGCCCUUCAGCGAUGUGAGGAGACCGGACGCACACCGCGCGUCCUGGGUGCCCCCCAAGAUCGCGAGGAAGGAACUGGAACAGGCGGCCAGCUUGGCGGCGCAGCGUCAGGUGCUGCGGGAAGGGGCGGCCUCGGAGGGGGAACAGCUGGAGGAGCAGUAG
This is a messenger RNA of Volvox carteri f. nagariensis, 840 nucleotides long. RefSeq lists its product as uncharacterized. The transcript has 7 exons. NCBI's taxonomy places the organism in Eukaryota, Viridiplantae, Chlorophyta, Chlorophyceae, Chlamydomonadales, Volvocaceae. Bases 1 to 840 code for a protein of 279 amino acids. Gene Ontology annotation, molecular function: RNA binding. The record is from RefSeq and is a predicted model, not a curated record. Gene Ontology annotation, biological process: tRNA guanine ribose methylation.